This is a messenger RNA of Zingiber officinale, 972 nucleotides long. Its product is annotated as cysteine proteinase inhibitor 6-like. The transcript is spliced from 5 exons. Bases 279 to 803 code for a protein of 174 amino acids. The record is from RefSeq and is a predicted model, not a curated record. Gene Ontology annotation, molecular function: cysteine-type endopeptidase inhibitor activity. Lineage: Eukaryota; Viridiplantae; Streptophyta; Magnoliopsida; Zingiberales; Zingiberaceae.
CCUAAACCUAAACCUCCGACCAUCUCUCUCGGCCUCAUCUCCCUCUUCCCCUUCCUAGAUCGACGCCCCUUCCUUCUUCCCCUUCCUGGAUCGACACCUCUUCCUCUCCUGAGCAGGAUCAAAACCACCUGCUUCGAUCCUAAGCAAAAUCGCAGCAUAAAUCAUUCCGUUCUGCCUCCUCAUCCGAUCCUCUCUUCCUCCUCCUUCCUCUCUUCGCUCUUCCCGGCUAAGGUAGGGGCCGACGAGAUCCGAAUAGCGAGAGGACGCCCACGACCACCAUGGCAUGGUUGGUCGGCAACGUGAGGGAAUCCGAAGGAAGAGAGAAUAGCACCGAGAUCCAGGAGCUCGCUCGCUUUGCCGUCGACGAGCACAACAAGAAACAGAAUGUGCUUUUGGAGUUUGCGCGUGUUGUGAAGGCGAGGGAGCAAGUUGUCGCUGGAACUCUGCAUCACUUGACGGUGGAGGCAGUUGAGGGAUGGGAGAAGAAGAUUGAUGGAAUCGCUAUUUUGGUGCCGUUAUUUUGGUGUUCAUUAUUGUGCCGUUAUUUUGGACACGAAUCGGGUCUCCGAGGUUGGAAGACCUCCGCCGCAAGGAAGGGAGCGAACUGCCGAAGCCCGAGCUACAUCGCCGCCAAGCCCAUGCUCCGGCAGCUUCCUCACAGGCGACUCUUCAUUUGUAACUGCAAAUUCAACUUUCUGAUACCUUAUGAACUACUGAAGAUCCUUAUUGCAAGCAUUGAAGUGAUUGAAGAGUUUGCUAAGAGUCCAUGUUUGGAGCACUACAAGAACCUUGGAGCAACUUAACAUUUCGAAUAAGAUGUAGUAGGAGCAUAUAGAGCCUGCGUUGUGUACUCUUAGUGAUAAAUAGUUCCCAGGAAUGAUAGAUCUAUCACUAUAUGAUGUGGUUGAGAUAAUUGAUGAAUGUUUCUCUUUUUAAGCAUUCCAAUUAGUCAUCUUGUUACCUGGUGCUCUU